This is a messenger RNA of Scheffersomyces coipomensis, 2772 nucleotides long. RefSeq names its product Zcf19p (gene ZCF19). Bases 232 to 2733 code for a protein of 833 amino acids. The record is from RefSeq and is a predicted model, not a curated record. Gene Ontology annotation, biological process: regulation of DNA-templated transcription. NCBI's taxonomy places the organism in Eukaryota, Fungi, Ascomycota, Pichiomycetes, Serinales, Debaryomycetaceae. Gene Ontology annotation, cellular component: nucleus. Gene Ontology annotation, molecular function: zinc ion binding; DNA-binding transcription factor activity, RNA polymerase II-specific; transcription cis-regulatory region binding. The transcript has a single exon.
UAGGAAAAUUUUGAUAUUAAUAAGUUUUACCAUUAAUUACUUUGGCAACUUUAAUUUUAUUGAUUUAUUAUGCUAAAAAAAAUGGGUAUAUGCAGGAUAUAUUUAUUUUAAGCGCUUCCGGUGGAACAGAAUUCAUUUUGAGGUUUUGGUUUGAAUUCUGAUUUAGUGGGAUUUUUCAGAUUUUGUGAAUAAUUUCUAAAUUUAUGAAAUAGUGUGUUUUCCUUUGGAAGAAUGGUGCUGGAAGAGAUGAAUGGAGCCAAUGAUGAGAAUGAUUUGAUCACUCCACAAAUCAUGCAAGAUCAAGUUCAAGAUGAUCUUGCUAUCAAAGAAGAAAUCGAUAACGAUAAUGAUAAUGAUAAUCCAACUAAAGCCAAAAAGAGAAAAUAUAAUCGAAAGAGAAAGGAUUCAGAUUCAGUCAGUGGUGAUAAUAGAAAAGCAGCUCAAGCUACUAGGACCUUGAAAGCGUGUGAAUUAUGUCGAAGACAAAAGACUCGAUGUUUUAGAUCUUCAGAACGAAAUUCUUGUUUAAGAUGUAUAUUCUUGAAUAAACCAUGUUCUUUUGAACUUGAAGCAGUGGCUAUGCCUAUGCCAAUUAAUAAUAGUUCUGUCAGUAGUAUGAUGACUGAUAAUUCUGAAACUGAUCGGAAAUUGGAUCUUAUUUAUGGAGGAUUGACUGAAAUAAUGUCAUUUUUAAAGAAUAAUUCAUCAUCAUCCAUAAGUGGUCAAAGUAGUAGUGGAAAUCCUCCUAUGGAUCAUGAUUUAAUCAAUCAUGAUGCAAGACUUCUCUUGGAAGCUGCAAGUUCAAUGAAAAAAUCAUCAGUGCCGACAACUCCAUCAUUAUUCUUUGAUAACUUGUAUGGUAAUAAUAAUAACAACAAUAAUAAUAAUAAUUCCUCGAAUGCAGCUGCUAGUAGUAGUAAUAGUCAAACAAGAUCAGGACUUCAUUUCCCAGGCCUUGGAAGUUCUCAAUUGCAUUCCAGUGAUUUCCAAGUCUUUGAAGAAGAUGAUACCAAUGUCGAUAAUCAAUUUUCAUUUCAAUCACCCACUAUUUCUUUAAAAUCAUCACCAUUUUCGAUUAUAAACAAUCAAAUCAAGGAAAAGGAUGUUCCUAAACCAAUCCUCAACUUACUAAACUUAUCGACCAUCAAGAGAUCUAAUAAAUCAAAACCAUAUUUCGAAACUACUGAUGAUAUCAUAUCUUUAAAUAUCCUAAAUCUCACAGAAACAAUUGAUCUAAUGAAUGAUUUCAGAAGAAAUUAUGGGAGAUGGGUAUCGUUCCCUCUGAGUUUAUCCACUGAAGUUUUAAUCGAUAGGAUUCGAUAUAAAUCUUCAUUACUUUUAACUACAUGUUGUCUUCUAUCGUUAAGGUAUUCUUUAAAUGGUGUAAGUCCAGGUGAUAUAAAUAAUUUCUCCCGGAAAAAGAGAACGUAUAAGGAUUUAAUUAAAAAAUUGGUUCUGGAUCUUGAUAGUUCUUUAAUCAAGUAUACUGCUUUUCAAGGCGCUUCCGAUAAUAGUGGUGAUAUUGAGUUCUUACAAUCAUUAGUGAUAUUAUCAAUCUACCUGUUGUCGUUAUCAUCAAUUGUACCUUCCACUAUGGAUGAUGAUAAUGUUGAUGAUCUUGAUCUGGAUUUAGAUGAUUUCAAUCUAGAUGCGUGGUUUUUAUCAAGUAUAGGUUUAACCACAUUCAUCACUAAAUCCACCUUUGGAACAUUAUUCAAAAAUAAUAAUCGAAUCUCAACAACUUCGCCAUCAGCAUCAGCUAUAACUGGAGGUGGAUCAAUUACAUCCCCAUUCACAGUGCUUUACGAUGAAUUGGAUUCUGACGAAUAUCAAACCUUAACUAUAUUAAGAAUUUACAAUCACUUAUGUUUGGUUCAUAUCAUCAAUUGCGUCUUCUCUGGAAGAAUGUGCGUAGUUGAUGAAAUCCGAAUCAAUUAUUGUACAGCUACAUUAAGCUUACCAAGCGCAACUAAUUUCGAUGGGAGAAUGGUUAGUGAAAUUGGGAUUCUUUUGAUUGCAUAUAAUUUUAUACAAGUUCAAUUCAGUAUUGGCAGUGGAUCUGCCAGUUCAAAUCAUCAAUUGAAAGAUUUGGAACUUGGGUUCAAAUCGGUUAAAGAAGAGUUAAGAUUAUGGUAUGAUCAAUGGGAGUACUUAUUCUCGCAACCCAAUUUACAAUUUGUUGAACUAAAUUAUAAUUUCUGUUCAUUGGUGAUUUAUUAUUGUUAUAAUUUUCUGAAAACAACUAUUUUGAAACCAUUCAAGAAGGAUGAUAACUCAUCAUCUAAUCCUAAUUCCAAUUCAUCAUUAUAUGACGAGAACAACAUUCGCUAUGUUUUAAGCCAUACCAGUAAACAAGAUAUUUUAAAGAUGCUUGAAUGUUCGUAUAGCGUGGUCCGAUUCGUAAAUGAUAUUGCAAGUGAUUCAUAUUUUGCGUACUUAUCGGAUCAAAUUCAUUUUUGCUUUUACUUCAGUGCUAUCUGUUUGAUGAAUAUCUUAAAAUAUCUCAUUACAUCUUCAACAUCUACAACUCAAGGAAAUGGGUUGAAAUUAUUAGAUGAUUUGUUAAUCACUAAUCCUGACUUACUAAUAAGCUCAAAUAAUUAUCAACCAAUUAUAGAAGAUUUGAAAAAUUUGAUUAAUAAGUUUAAUAGAGUGGGUCAAGAUAAUAAAGAUGAUAUUAUCUCGAAAUAUAAAACUGGGUUACAAAAUUAUCUAGAGGAGAACUUGCUCUAGGUAGCGUAAAAAUAAGUUAUUAAAUAUUCAAAUAAAUAA